Molecule: messenger RNA, 372 nt
Organism: Aaosphaeria arxii CBS 175.79
Lineage: Eukaryota; Fungi; Ascomycota; Dothideomycetes; Pleosporales
Exons: 1
Coding region: 117-341 (74 amino acids)
Source: RefSeq, a predicted model, not a curated record
GUGUUGGCUGUCGCGUAAUCGAACCGAAUACUCUGUUGAGUCGGUACGGACUACUACAGGGUCCAUCGCGAGGCUGGAAGCGCCCAGCGUCGCUGUGGCACUCACGGUGCCGUGAAAUGCCUGAGCGCCUGGAUGCGCUCUGCUGCGUUGUUGUGACUUUGUCCUGUCGGCCGCACCGCAGCAGUUCUCUGGAUGUGCGGACGGGCUCCGGCACAACAAUGGCCUGUGGUGGCCUUCAAGCGCGAAACACGAGUGACUCAAGCGAAUUAGACGCCAAGGCGGAGGAUCCCUCGUGUCUUGGUGCGUGGACACUCACCGGUACUGACAGCGUACGCACGUAGGCAUGGUGGUAUGGAACGGUGUGAACCUCAU